This is a messenger RNA of Neoarius graeffei (lesser salmon catfish), 1711 nucleotides long. RefSeq names its product RAD1 homolog (S. pombe) (gene rad1). The coding region runs from base 181 to 876 and encodes 231 amino acids. The record is from RefSeq and is a predicted model, not a curated record. Gene Ontology annotation, molecular function: 3'-5' exonuclease activity. Lineage: Eukaryota; Metazoa; Chordata; Actinopteri; Siluriformes; Ariidae. Gene Ontology annotation, cellular component: nucleus; checkpoint clamp complex. The transcript is spliced from 6 exons. Gene Ontology annotation, biological process: DNA damage checkpoint signaling; DNA repair.
AUGUCAAUGAAGAAGAAGAAGCUUCAUAGCUUGAGCGCCAGGUGUUUCCUUAUCCAAUACUGAUAUGUAAUAUUUAUCUGUAAGUGUGUUCUGUAGGUUGGAAGGAAAGAGAGUUAAACACACUGAAGUCCAGGAUUGUGUUGAGUCUGUUGUGUGUGCAGAUGUUGGUCAGUGAGCAGUAUGCCUCUGCUAACCCAGUCAGGACAGGAGGAGUAUGUUCUGGUCGCCAGUCUGGAUAAUGUAAGGAACCUUUCCAACAUCCUCAAAGCAAUAUCCUUCAAAGACCAGGCAAUAUUUAAUGCAACACAAAAUGGACUCAAAGUUACUGUCGAGGAGUCCAAGUGUCUUCAAGCUAAUGCCUUCAUUCAGGCGGAGAUAUUUCAAGAAUUCACCCUCAAGGAGGAUGUAGUUGGGUUUCAGGUGAACCUCACAGUGCUGCUUGAUUGCCUCACCAUCUUUGGGGGAAGCACAGUGCCAGGAGUGAGCACAGCUCUGAGAAUGUGCUACAAUGGCUAUGGCUACCCGUUAACCCUGUUCCUGGAGGAGGGAGGAGUGGUAACCAUUUGCAAGAUUAACACCCAGGAGCCAGAGGAGCCUUUAGAUUUUGAUUUCUGCAGCACCAAUGUCACCAACAAGGUGAUCCUUCAGUCAGACAGCCUGAAAGAGGCAUUUUCAGAGCUGGACAUGACCAGUGAAAUCCUGCAGCUAACAAUGUCACCAAGUCAUCCCUAUUUCAGGCUGUCUACAUUCGGAAAUUCAGGAAACGCCCAUUAUGACUAUCCCAAAGACUCGGACAUGAUGGAGCUCUUCCAGUGCACUAAGACACAGACCAACAGUUCAUCCACCAUUUCAACGAGUCCACCUACUGUCUUCUGAAACUGCCCAACUUCUGUUAUCAAAAAACAAUGAAGUAUGUUGUUAAAUCACAGUGAGGACCGUUAAUGGGUAAAUAAACCAUUCUGUCAACAAGUGUACGCUUCUACACUCCUAGAACCUCCAUUCAUUUAUCUCCAGAACACUGGGCAUGAGGCAGGAACACACCCUGAGAGAACGCCAGUCCAUCACUGCACCUUCUGCCCACACACACAGGCAAUUUAUUACUGCCAGGUCACACAAUGGCAUGUUUUUGGGAGGCGGAGAAAGCGAAAAGAGAGAAAACUCAUGUGGACACACAAAACUCUGGCAUGGUGGUACACUGGUUUCCUCUGUUGCCUCACAGCAAACAGGUUCUGGGGUCCUUUCUGUGUGCAGUUUGCAUGUUCUCCUCAUCCCUGUGUGAUUGAUUUUUUUUCCCCCCUCCCAUAGUCCAAAGACAUGCAGAGUCGGUCAAUGGCUACUCUAAACUGCCCAAAGGUGUGAGUGUGUGUGAACGGCUGCCUGUCUCUCUGUGUUCACCCUGUGAUAGACUGGUGACCUGUCCAGGGUGAAGCCCGCCUCUCACUUAGUGCCAGCUGGGAUUUGCUCCAGCCCACUUGCGACCCGCAAAGAGGCAGCAUGAACGAAUGAAUGAAUGCCUGUGAAGCUGACUGACACGGCAAACAUUACGCAUGUGAACUUUUCAUCACACUUCUAAUGUGUGUGUUACUGACUGGAUCGAUACCAAGUAUGGGCUGAUACACACCGCUUCAGUAUCAUAUUGAAAAUGGAAAACGUGCGAUCAGUGCAAACUUAUAAAUAUUUUUAAUUUGAAAAUAUCUUGAAGACUUCCUGU